AUGGAAGAAAUUCCAGUUCGGGUGGCAGUACGAGUUAGGCCAUUGCUUCCAAAGGAGAUCUUCCGCCAUCAGCAUGUAUGUGUGAGAAUUGUACCAAACACCCAACAGGUUAUCAUUGGCAAAGAUCGGGCCUUCACAUUUGACUUUGUGUUUGGACAAAAGUCAGCUCAAGAUCAAGUGUAUGCUACCUGUAUAAAACCCUUGGUGUUAUCAUUUAUCGAGGGGUACAAUGUCACAAUAUUUGCAUAUGGACAAACUGGCUCUGGAAAGACCUACACAUUAGGUGGUGGACAUGUUGUUUCCACUGCUGAUGAAGAAAAAGGCAUCAUACCUCGUGCAAUCAAUGAAAUCUUCCAAAGCAUCUCUGAACACCAAAAUACAGAGUUUACAGUUAAGGUAUCCUACAUAGAGGUCUACAAGGAAGAGCUCAGGGACUUACUUGGACAUGAAACAUCUUCAAAAGACAUACACAUCAGAGAGGAUGAGAAAGGAAACACAGUGAUUGUUGGAGCUAAAGAAUGUGUUGUGGAAAGUGCAGAGGAAAUAAUACAUCUGUUAGAAGGCGGUAAUGGAGCUCGUCAUACAGGGACUACACAAAUGAAUGAAUACUCCAGUCGGUCUCAUGCCAUCCUCACGAUUACAGUUGAUCAGAAGGUAGAUAAACUAGAUGAAGAACUGAACAAAGUUCAAGAUGCUGAGGAAACAUUUCACACUUCUAGUCAGGUCAUCUCAUCAAAAUUCCACUUUGUUGACUUGUCAGGCUCAGAGAGAGUCACCAAAACAGGCAACACUGGUGAGCGGUUUAAGGAGUCUGUCCAGAUCAACAGUGGCUUACUGGCACUUGGGAAUGUUAUCAGCGCGCUUGGAGACCCCAAACGUAAAAGUCAACAUGUGCCUUACCGAGAUGCCAAAAUUACACGGAUAUUGAAAGACUCUUUGGGUGGCAAUGCCAAGACCUUAAUGAUUGCCUGUAUAAGCCCUUCAUCUUCAAAUUUCGAUGAAUCCCUAAAUUCUCUUAAAUAUGCAAACAGGGCAAGAAACAUUAAGAACAAACCAAUAGUCAAUUAUAAUCCAGAGUGGGACCGUAUUGAUGAAAUGGAGCUUGAAAUUCAUGCACUGAAAGAAGCACUGCAGAAAUAUCAUGGACUCAUAGCAAGCCAAGGCAGCCAGGUAUCUCAGGACUUAACAGGAGAACAUGGAAAAAAUAGGAUCCGUGUCCUGGAAGAGCAGCUGACUCGGCUGCAGGCAGAGUGUCACCGCUAUCGUACCUCAGCUGAAGAUGCCUUUAAUAUUUUGUUAGAGCUAAAAGGGUUAACCACCCUGCCUAAAAUACAGGAACGUAAACUACAGGAAUGGUUGGAUGCAGCUGAGGAAUUUCAGAAUAAGAAUUCUGUUGCUAGAGUGGACAGUGGAGGAAGUACGACUGGGGAUGAGCCUAAUCUUCAUACUGUUCUGCAGCUUAAGAGAGAACUGAAAAAGUGUCAGGAUGCUCUGGCAGCAGAUGAAAAGGUUUUUAGUCAAAAAGAAGCUGAAUUGAAACGAUUACAGGCUCGAAUUAACACAGUUCUUCAAGAGAAUAAAGUGCACUUAGCCAUUCUUGAUGACGAAGAAAACAAACAAAAGCUCCAGGUUGAUGGAAUCCCAUGA
Molecule: messenger RNA, 1647 nt
Organism: Polypterus senegalus (gray bichir)
Lineage: Eukaryota; Metazoa; Chordata; Cladistia; Polypteriformes; Polypteridae
Product: kinesin-like protein KIF27
Exons: 5
Coding region: 1-1647 (548 amino acids)
Biological process (GO): microtubule-based movement; mitotic spindle organization
Molecular function (GO): microtubule motor activity; microtubule binding; ATP binding
Source: RefSeq, a predicted model, not a curated record